UCAUCAAAACCACAACUCAAAGCAAUUAAGCUCAAACGCUCAUUAGUACAAUCACACAAACCGUUCUAUUCCAACCAAUCUCUCCCCCAUUAUCAGAAACACCAUCUCUGAUUAACACACACCAAAACAAUAAACAUGGUUUUGUCCAGAGUUUUUUCCGAAUCCAAUGACUCCAUCCACUCCACCUUCGCGUCUCGCUACGUCCGAGACUCAGCUGCUAAGUAUGAGAUUCCGGAAAAUUCAACGCCGAAGGAGGUGGCGUACCAGAUGAUCAACGACGAGUUAAUGCUCGAUGGGAAGCCAAGGCUGAAUUUGGCGUCGUUUGUGACCACGUGGAUGGAGCCUGAGUGCGACAAGCUCGUUAUGGACUCCAUGAACAAGAACUAUGUCGACAUGGAUGAGUACCCUGUCACCACUGAGCUUCAGAAUCGUUGCGUGAACAUGAUAGCACAUCUAUUCAAUGCGCCAUUGGAUGAAAAUGAGGCCGCAGUGGGAGUGGGAACAGUUGGGUCGUCCGAGGCUAUAAUGCUUGCUGGCCUUGCCUUUAAGAGAAAGUGGCAAAACAAGCGCAAAGCUGAGGGUAAACCUUAUGACAAACCCAACAUUGUCACUGGUGCCAAUGUCCAGGUUUGCUGGGAGAAGUUUGCACGGUACUUUGAAGUGGAGCUUAAGGAAGUGAAGGUGAGAGAAGGGUACUACGUAAUGGACCCAGUCAAGGCUGUGGAAAUGGUCGAUGAAAACACCAUCUGUGUUGCUGCUAUUUUGGGUUCAACCUAUAACGGUGAAUUCGAAGAUGUCAAGCUCUUGAACGAUCUCUUGGUUGAAAAGAACAACCAAACUGGCUGGGACACCCCAAUCCACGUGGACGCUGCUAGCGGUGGGUUCAUCGCACCAUUCCUUUACCCAGAAUUGGAAUGGGAUUUCAGGCUUCCAUUGGUGAAGAGUAUCAACGUGAGUGGGCACAAGUAUGGGCUUGUGUACGCCGGCGUUGGGUGGGUCGUCUGGAGGAGCCAGGAGGACUUGCCUGAAGAGCUUAUCUUUCACAUCAACUAUCUUGGUGCUGACCAACCCACUUUCACUCUCAAUUUCUCCAAAGGUUCCAGUCAAAUUAUUGCUCAAUAUUAUCAACUGAUCCGAUUGGGCUUUGAGGGGUACCGUAACAUCAUGGAAAAUUGUCACAAAAACGCAAUGGUGUUGAAGGAAGGACUUGAGAAAACAGGUCGGUUCGAGAUUCUGUCAAAGGAUAUGGGUGUUCCGGUGGUGGCGUUCUCUCUCAAGGACAGGAGCCGCCACGACGAGUUCGAGGUCUCGGAGCUGCUCCGCCGCUUCGGGUGGAUCGUUCCGGCCUACACAAUGCCGGCUGACGCUCGCCACGUGAGCUUGCUUCGUGUUGUGAUAAGGGAAGACUUCUCGCGCACCCUCGCCGAGCGCCUCGUCAUUGACAUCUGCAAGGUGCUGCAAGAACUCGACAAGCUUCCGGCCAGGAACGGCAAAAGCGACGAGGCCAACGGCGCUGCUACGGCGACGAAGAAGAGAGAAGAUCAGAUUAAGAGGGACAUUGCUACUCACUGGAAGAACAUCGUCAUGGCUAAGAAGGCUGAUAAUAAGAUAAUGCUCGCUUGCAGUUGAUUAUAUAUUAAUUAAGAGAGUUUAACUAACGACAUAUGUCGUUAAAAGCCAUUUAUUUUUGCAAGUAAACAAUAUUAACUACAUUUAAUCAAAUCAAAGGUUUUGUUUUCUGUUUUUAUUUAUUUUUUCCUACUUGAGGAGAUUGACCAAUGUUUUCUCUCUCAGAUAUGGCAGUGUGUUGUUCUCAGUGCUGUGUAACCAAAUACAUGAUGAUAUAUGUUUUUUUGUUUGUUUGUUCCUAUAAUUCAAAAAUUUAAUAAAAUUGUCUUUGUUAUUUUAA
Humulus lupulus (European hop) is the source of this 1909-nucleotide messenger RNA. RefSeq names its product glutamate decarboxylase 4-like. Gene Ontology annotation, biological process: L-glutamate catabolic process. The record is from RefSeq and is a predicted model, not a curated record. Gene Ontology annotation, cellular component: cytosol. The transcript is spliced from 7 exons. NCBI's taxonomy places the organism in Eukaryota, Viridiplantae, Streptophyta, Magnoliopsida, Rosales, Cannabaceae. Gene Ontology annotation, molecular function: glutamate decarboxylase activity; pyridoxal phosphate binding. Bases 136 to 1629 code for a protein of 497 amino acids.